GCCGAAAAUUCAAAAUGGAUGAAGACCACAAUACUCCAGACCAUAAUAUUCUACGCUGGUAGUAAAGGGAUGGACUCAUUCUGUGACACUUGUGAUUGCAUUGUCAUACAGCAUGGUAAACCAAACUUCUUCAAUCAGGUGGAUAUGGUAAAUUUAAUUACAGAAUAUGGCCUUGACAGGAAAUGAUUCCCUUAGAAUUUUCACCUCCAAUAUGGUGACAGAUACGACCACCACUAUUGAUCACUCCAUUAGAGGUACACAGACAUGUACAACUCCAACUGUAUCUCUCCUGUCUGAGCCAGGGAUGCACGGCUAUCAGCCCGAGGGACCGGGGCUGAUCCCCGUCCAGCGCUCGGACACAACUGUAAUGCCAACAAGUACAUAUGUAUACCUCUCCAGCAAAGAUAAAUUUGAGCUACAACCAACACAAAAGAUCGAUGCCAUGCAACAAGGAACUGGAAAUACACUUAAUGAUACAAUCAUGGCUGAUAGCCAGGAAACAUUGCCUAAUUAUAGCAAUAAUGUCAACAAGUCGACUCCAGUCAUGUUCUUUCUGAAUCAAGAUCAGAAUACGAACACUUCAACUAUGGACACCAAUUUGAUGCUGCACCAUCCACUAAUAUCAGAUAUGUAUCAAAUUCAAAACAACCUAUCAAGUAUUUAUGCUAUAGCUCAGGCAAACCUCGUGGCUCAAACACAGCAGGACAUUGCCAAACAGUUGAUAGGACAGACUGAUGGUCAAGGCCAUAACCCGGUGAAUCUUGGCCAAAGCCUACAGCAGCCAGCCAUGUCAUGCAUAUCAAUCCAAGGGGACAUAACUGCCCCAAGUAACAAAGUUUUGGUCCAAACGUCUCAAACUGAAACCGAUGGUAUAUGCUCUGACGUAAGUAAAGGAGACAAAGAAGAGAAGACAUUUGUGUGCAAGUUAGAUAAAUGUGGUCGCAGUUUUUCAUCAGCUGGCCAUCUGAGGAACCAUCAAUCUAACCACAGUCGUGAGAAACCACUGACAUGUACACAUGAGGGGUGUGGUCGCACUUUUACCUGGCCAGCCCACCUCAAGUACCAUAAACUUACCCACAUGUCUACAAGGAACUUUUCAUGCAACAUGUGUGAGAAAAAGUUUUACACCGCUCAGAGACUGAAGGUCCACACCAGGGUCCACACGGGGGAGAAACCAUUCACCUGUGAUGAGUGUGAUAAAGAAUUCUCAACAGCAGGCAAUCUCAAGAACCAUAAGAGGAUCCACUCUGGUGAGCGGCCAUAUGUUUGUUCCAAAGAAAAAUGUGAGAAGAGAUUUGCGGAGUAUUCCAGUCUUCGUAAACACAUGCUCACUCACACUGGUGAAAAACCUUUUAAGUGUGAGGAAUGUGGCCGUUGUUUUACCCAGAGUGGCAGUCGUACAAUACAUAUGAAGAAGCACCUGCUAGCAGAGGAGGAAGAGGAUGUUGAGGAAGAGGAGGAAAGAAUUGGGGAGGAGGUGAAGACGAGUGAACAAAGCACCAAAGACUCAGACAAGAAUGUUGUGGUUCUCCACAAUGGCCAGGAGGAUCUGUUACAAUAUCAAGACCUACAAGUUGUGUUUUCUCAAGGAGUGAGUGAUCAUAUAGUUACCGUGACAACACAGACAGCAGACCAUGAUGAAAAGUUUCCACCAAUAGCCAAUGAAAUGCUUCUAAGUGAAGAAGUGUUCCAGUCCAGCGAUGCUGCAGCCAAUGUGGGAACCAUGGUGGAUGAAAACCUGGCAGAACACGGCUCUGCUAAUGUAGUAGUGGUCGCCCAGCCUCAAAUGAUGGUGUCUAUGACCACUGACUUUCAGGAUCCACACGGCCGGGAGGAGAUCGUGUACCACAGUGAUUUUUUACACUCAGAUCUUGUGAAUGAGGAAAUAGCUCAUAACAUAACAGAUAUAACAGCUACAGCUGUUACCAUGGAGAUAUCAAACCAAGUGAUAACAUCCUCUAUUAGUCAUACCGCAAUAGAUCCUCAAAUACCGUAACUUAAAAUAUAAUUCUCUGUAAAUUACACAUACCUUACUGAAUAAAUUGAAGGAAAAGGCUUGUGAGUUAAGGGUAAAAAAAAGAAACUAUUUCCAUCAUUGUUGCCUUUAAAAUCUGGUCUAUGAGAAAGAAGUUUAUAUAGCUGAAAUAUGUUACAGUAUUUAAUUGAUGCUUGCUGAAGUUUCAUUCAGUUUUCUUGUCCAGAUUACUGAUGAUUAAUCCGAAGCUGUGUUGGUAAUGGCAGGUGCUUUCAAACAAUUAUGUAUCAGAUAAAAUUUGGAAUUGAACAAACAUUAUGAUGUUAAAUGGGGACAGUUUCAAGAGUUGGGGUCAGAUAUAAAUGUUCAGUAGUGAAAGGAGAUUGAAACAGCCACAAUAUUUAUGGUCUGUAAUGAGAAAUGUAUCUAUACAUACUGCAUCUCAAUAGUGAUACUAUUUUUCACAAGACUAGUAUGAAUUACAGUUACCUGUAAUAACAUCAAUAUUCUGACAUCUAUACUUAAUCACCCCUAAACAUUCUACUUUAAAGUUGUUGAGCACUUUGCUGUACCAUACACACUUGUAUCUGGUUGAUGGAGAGCUAAUUAGUAAGUUUUCAGUACAGGUUUUGUUUGUUUUUUCAUAUUAAACAACAGCCUGUGAUACAUCAGUAUUAUAUAGCAAGAUAGGUUUUUAUCAUGCAAGGGGCUGGUAUCAAUUCCCUGACGUGUGAAAUAUGUUGUUCAUUUAGGACACUUUUUGGCAAUGUAUGCAUGUUCAUGCAUAGAAUUUCAUUUAAAUGGGUAUAGAAGCUGCCAUGGAUGGAGUAAGUGUCAUGCAAGUUGAUUUAGACAUAUCUGUGAUUAAUAGAGUCUAUCAUAUGUAGGUCUGUGGACUAUGCCAAUUCAACUAGAGGGUGUAGAGUUUUGGUCAGAACUGAGACUUUGCCGAGGUUCCAACAACAUAUUCUGCACUUUAGGUUAGAACAUCAAUAUGCCACAUACCUACAUAACGACUGACUCGUUUUCUCCCACCUCUUACAUGGGUAGAAAUAUGAAAUAGUCAAUGCAAAUGCAGCAAUAAAUAUAGAAAUAAUAUAUUUGAUGAAUACACAAACUAAGGUCAUACGAGAGAGACUCAUAGCCUUUGUUUGUAAUCCUCGUUAAACAAAUAAGAAUUAAAUUGAGGUCAUAUUUAAAAAGAGUAGAAAAAUAUGGUAUACCAUAGAUAUGUACCUCAAAUUUUGAGAUCCAUGCAAGACGUUCCGGGUAAGUUUGUGCAUUAAUUCUAACAUUCAUGAGAUAGUGUCACUUGCUGAUGGCAAGACUGUAAAAGUCAGUCAAACUUUUUAGGUCACCUGAGCUUUGCUCAAGUGACCUAUUCCAAUCGCUUUUCGUCCGUCGUC
Molecule: messenger RNA, 3381 nt
Organism: Mizuhopecten yessoensis (Yesso scallop)
Lineage: Eukaryota; Metazoa; Mollusca; Bivalvia; Pectinida; Pectinidae
Product: myoneurin-like
Exons: 8
Coding region: 167-1996 (609 amino acids)
Cellular component (GO): nucleus
Source: RefSeq, a predicted model, not a curated record